Molecule: messenger RNA, 4717 nt
Organism: Trichobilharzia szidati
Lineage: Eukaryota; Metazoa; Platyhelminthes; Trematoda; Strigeidida; Schistosomatidae
Source: the annotation of a GenBank genome assembly
AUGUCGUCGAACGCUUUUGAAAAUUUAUUCAUUGUUUCGGUUUGUUUGAAUAACCAUAACGUAUUAGCGGCAGAUUCUGUUCAGCUUUUGGAUAUCAAUAACUCAGCGGCUGUUAAAUCGUUUCGUAUAUCAACCGAAUCAAAUAAUCAAAAUAAUAAAAUGCCAAGUGUAACUACAACAAAUACUGUCAAUACUGCGGGAAUUCGUUUGAUGCGCAAAACUUCGUGUGCUGCUGGUGCUAGUAGCGGUGGUGGUGGCACUGGCGCUGGUGGUGGUGCAAAUGAUCAGUCAACUAACUCUUCAUCACACCAAAAUCCAGACAGAAAAUCACUAAGAGAUCAACCAAAUGUUGGCAAAUACAAGUUAAUUCGUACACUUGGUCGAGGUAAUUUCGCAAAAGUUAAACUUGCUCAGCAUGUUUCAACUGGACGAGAGGUUGCUGUGAAGGUGAUCGAUAAAACUCAGUUGAAUCAAGCCAGUUUAAAAAAGUUAUUCCGAGAGGUGAAUAUUAUGAAAAUGCUGAAUCAUCCAAAUAUUGUUCGAUUAUAUGAAGUGAUCGAAUCAGAACGUCAUGUUUAUCUAGUCAUGGAGUAUGCUGAAAAUGGCGAAGUAUUCGAUCAUCUAGUUUCACAUGGUCGAAUGAAAGAACGUGAAGCAAGAGCUGCAUUUCGUCAGAUUGUAUCCGCUGUAGAAUACUGUCAUCAAAAGAAAAUUGUACACAGAGAUUUAAAGGCUGAAAAUCUUUUAUUCGAUGGUUAUUUCAAUGUGAAACUAGCUGAUUUCGGUUUUUCAAAUCUUUUUGAUGGAUCGAAGAAACUGGAUACAUUUUGUGGUAGUCCUCCGUAUGCUGCACCGGAAUUAUUUCAAGGCCGUAAAUAUGAUGGUCCAGAAGUUGAUGUUUGGUCAUUAGGUGUAAUAUUGUAUACACUUGUUAGUGGAUCAUUACCAUUCGAUGCACAGCAUUUAAAGGAUUUACAAGAACGUGUACUUCGUGGGAAGUAUCGUGUUCCGUUCUACAUGUCCACUGACUGUGAAGCAUUAUUACGCAAACUGUUAGUUCUUAAUCCAUCCAAAAGAGUUACACUCAGGAAUGUUAUGUCUGAUAAGUGGUUAAAUAUUGGCUAUGAAGAUAAUAUUUUAAAACCGUAUGUUGAACCGCCGCCUGAUUACAAUGAUAAAGAAAGAUUAGAAAUUAUGCGUAUUAUGGGUUAUCGUCCUGAGGAUGUACGUGAAGCUUUAGUAAAACAAAGUUUCAAUAAUGUUACAGCAAUCUAUUUACUAUUAGCUGAUCCUAAGACAAGAUUAACCUUACCAGCAAGCAGUUUCAUUUCAUCGUCACCUUCACAAGCAAUACAAGGCAAUACUCUAUUGAAUAAUAAUAAUAAUAAUAACCUUCAUCAUCAUCAGUCAUCAGAAAUUGUUGAAGAUAAGACUACCUCAUCAAGUGUUGUUAAGUCGUCUACAGAUAAAACUAAUGGUGUUGAAAAUAGUAAUAAUAAUAGUAAUAAUAACAAUUCCAAAUCCAAUCAAAAUGGAUCAUUACAUCAAAGUAAAAAAGAAUCCGGUCAAGACAAUACAUCUCAGUACAAUGGAGUUAGGCGUACAAGUGGGAUCUCUUGGCUGAAGCAAAGCGCUAGUGCCGGUCCUGCAUCAAAUAGACAAGAGAAAUCAAGUGUAGACGAAAAAUCUCGUCUCCUUCCACGUAUACGCGUAUCAGAUUUACGUGAUCGUGGCAAUGAUAUCAAUGUAGAUAAUCGUGGACAAGAGAAAAUAGAUGAGAAUUCCGAAAUUACUGAAUCACCUGGUGAUCAGUUAAGCGUUCGUCGAAUGAAUACCUUUACAAUGUCGGAUAAAUUUCGGCCAACUGGUUCAGAUCCUCAAUCCCCCAGCCUACAGGGUCCGUUAUCUAGAGCACCACCAAUGUCAAAUAUUCCCAACUGCAUCACUGCUAAUCCAUCUACAACUAGUAGUGAGAAUUCACCAAUCAAAUCUACUGACAAAGCAUCUGCUCCGUUUAACACUGAUAAUACAACCAAUUUUGAACAACCGAUCAAAUUGAAUCAAGCUGUACCAUACACUGAAGAAAAUCCUUCACUGAAUUCUAGCAACUUCAUUGGAUGGUUACGAAGAACACUUCCUCAUCGAAAACGUCCUAAAGAUACUAUUUCAUCGUGUAAUAAUAAUUCAAAGCCUAUUUCAACGAAUUAUAAUAACAACGGUCCUGUAAUUAAUAAUGACAAUAAUAAUAAUAAUAAUAAUGCUAAUAGUCAUGAUAUUAUUGAUGUCUUGGAUCCUAAUGAUCAACAGAGAUUUCAUCGUAAUGAUCCUAAUCGUUCUACGGAUAAUUGGAGUAAAAAUAAAUCGAAAAAUAUCUCAGAUCAGUCUACAUCAUCGACAUUCAGUGAUAGUCCUUCUUCAACACUCGGUGCCUCAUCAUCUGGUACUAUGGAUUCAUCGAAAGUUAUGCAGCAACAGAACAUAAAUAAAUCAACUAAGCAUCAUCAGAUUGGAAUGCCGGAUUCAAUCUGCAAGGCACUUGAUACACCAACAACAACUAAUGAUGAUAAUAAUGAUAAGUCGUGUCCAAAAUCUCCAGUCUUCAAAUUACCAACAAAUACAGCAGCAACAACUACAAGAGAUUCGCUCAUUAAAUGGUCAGUACGUCAUCGACCGAACAAUACCACUUCUACUGGCACCAAUGCUACUAUUAGUACUACUAAUAGUAGUAAUAAUACUUCUAGUAGUUUAACGUCUAGAGAAUGUAGACAGUCAUCACCAAAGGGUACAGUAGUAACGAGUAACUUGAAUGCAAAUCAAGGCGUAAGUCUUCCUUCUGAAGUGAAAAAUUCUUCUGACUCUUCGUCAGUAACAUUAGAGAUGACAACGACUGCAGUAAGGGCUCAGAAGAGCGCCUCUAUGAAAGCUCGAUCUGGACGAUUUUUCCGUAGUUUAACGACUAGAAUCGCUCGAAGUCAUGCAAGUCAUAAUCGAAAUAUGUCUAGUUUACGAAAAUUCAAUAAUAACAACAAUAACAAUACUAAUACUACUAAUAAUAAUGAUAAUAAUACUAAUACUAAUAAGAAUAAGCAUAGCAAUAAGAAGCAUCACUAUCAAUCCGAUAAGACCAGUUUAUUGAAGAACAAUGAAAAAGAAGAAAUUACCGAGGAAUCUGACUCAUCGGACAGACAACAUUCACUAUUAUUGGUAUUAUCAUCAUCUGGGUCAUCACACAGUCAUCGUCAUCGCCAGCAUCAGAAUCACCAGUCGGCUGACAAUGAUGACAGUAAUACUGAUGACGACAAUGAUGAUGAUGAUGAUACAAUGAAGGGUACUAUUUCGCCUAAUCGUGAUCCAUGGAUAACUAUGGAACCGGAAAAACAACGUAAAAUCUCUUCGACCAUGGGUGGUAAUACAACAUCAAAGUCAAAAAAAUCAUCAUCAAAUGAAGUUGAUACUACUAAUACUACUACUACCACUAGUGGUGGGAGUGGUGGUGGUGAUAAGGUUAAAUCAAAAUUCUAUGGCUUCGAUUCGCCUACGAGUUUACCAAUGAAUGAUUCAUCUGGAAUUAUUAUUAGUGGUGGUGGUGGUAGUCAAAAAAAGACAGGAAUGGAACUACCUUCAGUCGACCGGACAAAUACACGAACAGUAAUCAUGACUUCCGAUGUACAUAGGCAUAAAGCAUCAACUAUUACAACGGUUGUGCCGACACCACAAUCACCACUAUCGCCAAUACCGCCAAUACCACAGUCAUUAACAAUGUCAACAUCUGUUAAAAGCAGUAAUAAUGAUAACAAUAAAACUCUCUCCUCAUCUGUAUUUGAAUCAGAUUAUAAUAAUAAUAAUUAUUAUUAUGGACAGAAUAAAGGCGGAAAAUUAUGGAAACCACGUCGUCUACACUUUGUACUACGUCUUCCUAUAAUUGGUUCUGAUCCUCAUAUUUUAUUAAUACAAAUGAUAGAAUUAUUUAAACGUUAUCAAUGCGCUUAUACUUUUCUCAGUUCAUAUCGUUUACGUUGUACAAAAUUAAUAAAUUCACAUAAUAAUCCUAAUGAUAAUUGUAAUACUAUUACUACUACUACUAAUGAUAAUAUUAAUAAUAAUGAAAGUAUUGAUGAACAGGGCAUACAACAACAACAACAACAGCAACAACAGUCUCAAUGCAGUAAAUCAUCACAGUCAUCGUCAUCAUCAUCCAGUGUACUUAACUGGGAUUUAGAGAUAUUUCAAUUAGCCAAGCCAAUUGUUUAUGGUGUACGCUUUAAACGCAUUUCAGGCAAUCGUAAUGCAUUCAAAUCAAUGGUAAAAUAUUUUGUUCAUCAAACUGAAAAUAUAACUUGAUGUGUAUCAUCAUCCUCGUCAUCAUCAUCACCACCACCAUCAUCAUCGUCGACGUUGGCGGCGGCGGCGGCGUCGUCAUCGUCAUCAUCAGCAUCAGCAUAUCUUGUUCACAAUUCAAGAUACAAUCACAACUAUUGUAUGUUGUGUUUAUAAAUAUUGUUCGCUUGUUUGUUUGUUUGUUUGUAUGCGUGAGUGUGGAGGUGUGUGUGCGUGUGUGCACGUAUGUACGUACGUGCGUACGUAGGUACCCAAAUACAAUCAAGUGUAGAGUUGACAUACAUUCUCACACAUGCAUACACGCUCUUCUCUUUUAAAAUAGAAUUCUUUAUUUCAGCAUCUUAGUGUCGUUAUCUAAUUCUUUUCGUGUUUUCUUUCU